This is a messenger RNA of Guillardia theta CCMP2712, 1081 nucleotides long. RefSeq lists its product as hypothetical. The coding region runs from base 13 to 849 and encodes 278 amino acids. The record is from RefSeq and is a predicted model, not a curated record. The transcript is spliced from 6 exons. NCBI's taxonomy places the organism in Eukaryota, Cryptophyceae, Pyrenomonadales, Geminigeraceae.
GCAGCGGCUGCCAUGGCGGUCGCAUUGGGAACGAUCUUCAUGUCAUGCGGACUGGCAUCGAUGCUGGGGCAUGUGCCGAGCUUCCCGCAAGUCAGCAUGUGCGGCAUGUAUGCUCCUGAGCGCUACAUCUUCACGUUAGGAAUGAACGUCAGCGCGAUCCUGUUGGCGAUCUUGUUGCUCAUCAACCACUCCCGCAAGUUUGAGCCCGGUCAUCAAGACUCCUGGGACCUCUACACCAGACUCUCUGCUGGAGUCCAGCUGGGGGUGGGUCUCGCAGCUACAGUCUGCCUAGCUCUCAUGGGAACCAUCCCCGUCUCCGAGUUCCCGAUCCCCCACGUGCUGUUUGCCGCCUGCUUCUUCGCCCUCCUCGUCGUCUUCCAGGUUUGGAACUCCACCGAGAGGAUCUGCAUGCGAUCCCGCACGUUCUCGACCCUCUCGAUGGAGCAGCAGAACCUCUCCAUCAUGAAGGAGACCUGGAUGGUGGCAUGGAUGGUCGUCACCGCAGUCAGCUUCGUCACCUGGCAGACCACUGGAAACAGCAUCGUCCAGUACAUCGCGAUCUCAGCCGUCCUGCUCUACUUCAGCCCCUACAUCAUCGAGCUGCGCGACGUGUCGGUGGGCGUCGUGACCAACUCGGAAGAGGAUGCGGAGGUUAGGACAAGGUUGUUGGAAGGAGGCGACAGGGCGGGAGAGGGGCAGAGGAGGAACGGAGCUCCCAAGGGCUCUGUGGCCAUCGCGAUCUUUACCAUGCUGAUUAUCGUGCUAGCGUUGUUUGCCCUCGUGUUCUCAGUCGGUCUGAAUGCUCCUCCCUCCCCUGACUUGAAGGUCGGUGCCAGGAGACAGGUCUAGGGAGAAGGGAAGGAGAAGCAGAUUCAUUCCAUCCCUGAAUGAGUCUCGUGUGUCUGUAGGAGAUGGGAAGUUUUCGAGUGAGCGAGGAGGCGAGAAGAAAGGAGAUUCUCAUUCUCUACCCUCCUCGUCGCAGAAGUUUCUGAAGGUUGUUUUUGGAUGCGUUGGCCACAAGUUUUUUCUGUGCGAGUUGAUGACUAAGUUGUAUAUGUAUGUGAAUACAUCGAAAUCGAUG